Clarias gariepinus (North African catfish) is the source of this 4521-nucleotide messenger RNA. RefSeq names its product eukaryotic translation initiation factor 5B (gene eif5b). The record is from RefSeq and is a predicted model, not a curated record. Gene Ontology annotation, molecular function: GTPase activity; translation initiation factor activity; GTP binding. The transcript is spliced from 24 exons. Bases 84 to 3716 code for a protein of 1210 amino acids. Lineage: Eukaryota; Metazoa; Chordata; Actinopteri; Siluriformes; Clariidae.
CCCGCCCUAGGCGACCAUAUGCGCUAAGCGGUGACUACACAGCAGAGAGAGAGCUAAGAGGGGGAAAUUAUCACACAGUAACCAUGGGAAAGAAACAGAAAAAUAAAGGAGAUGACGGCGCCAAAGACGACGGAGUCGACAUCGACGCUUUAGCAGCUGAGAUCGAGGGAGCCGGCGCCGCAAAGGAACAGAACAAAGGCAAGAGCAAGAAGAAGAAAGGAGGAAAGAAGGAAGACUUUGAUGAGGACGACAUCCUGAAAGAACUGGAGGAAUUAUCACUUGAAUCUCAGGGAGGAAAAUCGAAGGAACCAGCAAAGAAAUCCGACUCCAUAGAGGAAGCGGAGCCCGAGCCAGCACCCACCAAGGCGGACAAGAAGAAGGCCAAGAAGGGCAAGCGUGAAGACGAUGAGGGUGAAGAAGCUGCGGGUAAAGACAACAUGGAGAACGAGAGCAGGACGAAAGGCAAAAAAGCAGUGGCGGCUCCCGUUGCUGCUUCUGCUGCUUCAGAGUCUGACGACGAAUCACAAUCCCGACGCAAAGCCAAGGCCGUCAAGAAGGGUGGGCGAAAGGGUGCGUCCGACUCUGAGGAUGACGAUGAAGAUGGACGUGCGAAGAAGGCUGGAGGAGGAGGAGACGCAGGAGAAGAUGAAGAGCAGUCGGACAAAGAGUCUCAGGUCGCACGCAAACAAAAGAAAAAGCAGAAAGCAAAACCCGACAGCGACAACGACGACGCAGAAGACGACGGUUCCUUCAAGAUGAAGACGGCGGCCCAGAAGAAGGCGGAGAAAAAGGAGAGGGACAAAAAAAAGAAGGAGGAAGAGAGAGCCAAGAUGAAGGCGAAAAAGGAGAAGGAGGAAGAGGCUACUAAGAAGGAUGCGCCCAAGGCUGCUGGAAAAGGUGCAGUCCCGUCAGAAGCAAAAAAGACGGAGGCGGAGGACGUAGACGGGGCCGAAGACCAGGGUGAAGAUGAGGGUGAGGGCGAGAAGAAGAAGAAGGACAAGAAGAAGAAGAAAGGAGAAAAGGAAGAAAAGGAGAAGAAGAAAGGGCCGGGCAAAGCCGCAGUGAAGGCCAUGCAGGAGGCCCUGGCUCGGAUAAAGGAGGAGGAAGAGCGAGCCAAGAGAGAGGAAGAGGAGAGGGAGAGACGCCUGGCUGAGAUGGAGGCGCAGAGGCUCGAGCAGGAGCGACUGGAAGCUGAGCGGAAAGAGAAGAAGAAGCAGAAGGACAAGGAGAGAAAGGAGAGGCUGAAGAAGGAGGGCAAGCUCCUGACCAAGUCUCAGAAAGAGGCUCGAGCUAGAGCUGAGGCCACGCUUCGUGCUCUGCAAGCCCAGGGUGUUGAAGUGCCAUCCAAAGACUCCAUGCCAAAGAAGAAGCCUGUUUACGGUGACAAAAGAAAAAAGAAGCCAACAGCACAAACCACUGAAGAGACCUCAGAAGUGGCCUCGCCCACGUCGGAGAUGUCCGAGCCGAUUGCCAUGACGAUGGACGUGAGCGCUUCGAAAACGGAGCCAGGCAAUUUUGCUGAACCUAAAGCUGACAGUGCAGAUCUGGAUGACUGGGAGGCCAUGGCUAGUGAUGAAGAAAGAGAGUUGAAGAAGGUACACAUCGAGGUGAAGGAAACAGCAGCCACUCCGUCAAGCCAGAAACCUUCCGGUCCUUCUGAACAGGAGAACGGUACUGAAGAGGACGACGAGGAGGACGAUGAGGAAGACGAUGAAGAGGAGGACGAGGAAGAUGAUGACAGCGACGAUGAGGAUGAAGAGGAAGAGAAGGAGAGCCGGACAGCAAAGGGGAAGAGCGUGAAGGAAGAGAGCUCGGAGUCGAGCAGCGAGAGCGAUUCGGAUGACGAGCGCACCAAAGAGGAGAAGAUGUACGACAAGGCCAAGAGACGCAUAGAGAAACGAAGACAGGAGAACCUGAAGAACAUUAAUGUGGAGAAACUGAGGGCUCCUGUGGUCUGUGUCUUAGGGCAUGUAGAUACAGGAAAAACAAAAAUCCUUGACAAGCUGCGACACACACACGUACAGGACGGCGAGGCAGGUGGAAUCACCCAGCAGAUUGGUGCCACUAACGUACCCUUGGACACCAUCAUUGAACAAACCAAGAUGGUGAAAAAUUUUGACAGGGAUACUAUAAAAAUACCAGGAAUGCUGAUUAUCGACACACCUGGACACGAGUCUUUUAGUAAUUUAAGAAACAGAGGCAGUUCUUUGUGCGACAUCGCGAUCCUGGUGGUGGACAUAAUGCACGGGCUGGAACCGCAAACCCUCGAGUCCAUCAACCUGCUGAAGGAAAAGAAGUGUCCGUUUAUUGUGGCUCUUAACAAGAUUGACCGUCUCUAUGACUGGAAGAAGAGCCCGGACACAGACGUAGUGGCAACACUAAAGAAGCAGAAGAAGAACACUAAGGAUGAGUUUGAUGAGCGAGCCAAGGCCGUCAUGCUCGAGUUCGCCCAGCAGGGUUUGAACGCUGCUCUGUUUCAUGAGAACAAGGACCCGCGUACUUUUGUGUCUCUGGUGCCCACGUCUGCACAUUCCGGUGAUGGCAUGGGCAACCUGAUCGCUUUGCUGGUGGAGCUGACCCAGACCAUGCUGGCACGUAGGUUGGCGCACUGCGACGAGCUCCGGGCACAGGUCAUGGAGGUCAAAGCUCUGCCCGGUAUGGGCACGACGAUAGACGUUAUCCUGAUCAACGGGAGCUUGCGUGAGGGCGAGACCAUUAUCGUGCCUGGCGUUGAGGGGCCGAUCGUCACUCAGAUCAGAGGACUGCUUUUGCCACCGCCUCUCAAGGAGCUCCGGGUCAAGAAUCAGUACGAGAAGCACAAGGAGGUGAAUACAGCUCAGGGAGUGAAGAUCCUGGGAAAGGAUUUGGAGAAGACGCUGGCAGGCCUGCCGCUCCUCGUGGCUCAUAAAGAGGACGAGAUUCCUGUACUGAGGGACGAACUGGUCAGGGAGCUGAAGCAGACGUUGAACGCUAUAAAGCUGGAGGAGAAGGGUGUGUAUGUACAGGCAUCGACGCUCGGCUCUCUUGAAGCGCUGCUGGAAUUUUUGCGCACAUCCAAAGUGCCUUAUGCUGGCAUUAACAUUGGUCCUGUUCAUAAGAAAGAUGUAAUGAAGGCGUCUACAAUGCUAGAGCACGACCCACAGUACGCAGUGAUCCUGGCGUUUGAUGUGAAGAUCGAAAGAGACUCUCAGGAGAUGGCCGACAGUCUGGGCGUGCGAAUCUUCAGCGCCGAAAUUAUUUACCACCUAUUCGACGCCUUUACUAAAUACAGGGAAGACUACAAGAAACAGAAGCAGGAGGAGUUUAAGCAUAUAGCAGUGUUCCCCUGUAAGCUCCGCAUCCUGCCUCAGUUCAUCUUUAACUCCAGAGACCCUAUAGUCAUGGGCGUGAAUGUGGAUGCAGGUGUACUGAAGACAGGCACCCCGCUGUGUGUACCUAGCAAAGGGUUCGUGGAGAUCGGCAUCGUGACCAGUAUCGAGGUCAACCACAAGCCAGUCGACACGGCGAAGAAAGGGCAGGAGAUCUGCGUGAAGAUCGAGCCGAUUCCCGGAGAAUCGCCCAAGAUGUACGGCCGUCAUUUCGAGGCUGUAGAUAUCAUCGUUAGCAAGAUUACUCGCCAGUCCAUCGAUGCUCUGAAGAACUGGUUCAGAGAUGAGAUGCAGAAGUCGGACUGGCAGCUAAUCAUGGAGCUGAAGAAAACUUUUGAAAUCAUCUGAGCACAGACAGUGACUUUUAGACUGACUUGUAUUUUGAAAACACACACACAUAGAAACACACACACACACAUACACACACACCUACAUACACACACACAUACAUACACACACACAUGCAUACACACACACAUACAUACAUACACAUAUACACAUACACACACAUAUACACAUACACACACUGACACGUGAAGGGUAAGUGUGUGUGUGUGCAGGGUCGAGACAUGCUCCUCCCUGUUUUCCCUCCAUCUCCUCCGUUAUGAGUGGUGGAGACGACAGAAAAAGAUGAAAGAGAGAUGUUUGAAAAGAUGUUUUUCUGUGAGAAACUGAAUCUAUUACCACUGUUUUUAACAGUGACCGUUAGAGAAACAUUUACACACUAUUCCAGACGUGCCUGUCAUUUCUGAUCGACUUGUUUAGUUUCCCUGAAGCAUGGAUCUGCUUUUAAGGAAGCUUUAAAGGGAUAGCUCACCAAAAAAUGGCUAAAGAUGUAUGAAAGCGAACAUGCAGUCAUCAGCGCGGUUAUUAACGAAUGCUAGCUAACCUGCUCCUGCUGGCUUUCAUUAAUGGGUAGCAAUGUUAACAUGCUGGUGUUUAAAGUGUAGUGCCAGUUUUGCAGGCUCAGUUCUAGCUGAUCUUUGUGCAAACUUUAGCAUCAGUGGUGAUGACACUCUAUCAAAUCACAUGUUAUAACUGUGUUCAUUACACCACAUAGUGUACGAGAGGGGGAAAUAGGGGCAAGUGGGGAUUUCACUUGUUGGACUUUAAAUUGGAAAAAAAAUUAAACAGGGAUUUUAGAUGUUGCGAA